Neoarthrinium moseri is the source of this 1614-nucleotide messenger RNA. RefSeq lists its product as uncharacterized. Lineage: Eukaryota; Fungi; Ascomycota; Sordariomycetes; Amphisphaeriales; Apiosporaceae. Gene Ontology annotation, cellular component: membrane. The record is from RefSeq and is a predicted model, not a curated record. The transcript is spliced from 4 exons. Bases 1 to 1614 code for a protein of 537 amino acids. Gene Ontology annotation, molecular function: carbohydrate:proton symporter activity. Gene Ontology annotation, biological process: transmembrane transport; carbohydrate transport.
AUGGGCAUUCUCACCCUCAAGGAGGACAGGCCGACGCCGGCGGCCGUCUACAACUGGCGCGUCUACACUUGUGCGGCCAUUGCGUCGUUCGCCUCGUGCAUGAUCGGAUAUGACUCUGCUUUCAUCGGCACCACCCUCAGCUUGCCAUCCUUCACGGCCGAGUUUGAGUUCGCGAAGCUCUCCCAGCCCGAAUUAGCUCUGGUCCAGUCCAACAUCGUUUCUGUCUACCAGGCCGGGGCAUUCUUUGGCAGUCUGUUCGCCUAUGUCUCCAAUUGGUACAUCGGAAGACGCAAGUCGCUAUUCGUCUUUGUGGCAGUCUUCAUCCUUGGCGCUGGUAUGAUGCUGGGCGCCAACCGCGAGCGUGGCCUGGGUCUCAUUAUCGGCGGUCGAGUGCUCGCGGGUAUCGGCGUAGGCGCAUCUUCAAUGACCGUACCAAUCUACAUCUCUGAGCUCUCUCCUCCCGCUAUCCGAGGGCGUCUGGUUGGUAUUUACGAGCUUGGCUGGCAAAUCGGCGGCUUGGUUGGGUUCUGGAUCAACUACGGCGUCAACACAACCAUGGCGCCAAGCCACUCUCAAUGGCUCAUCCCGUUCGCCGUGCAGCUUAUCCCCGCCGGCCUGCUUGCCAUUGGCGCUAUCUGGAUCAAGGAAUCCCCCCGUUGGCUGUUUUCAAAAGGCAAGCGCGAACAGGCCCUGGCGAAUUUGUGCUGGAUCCGCAAUCUGGACGCGAAUGACAUGUACAUGAUUGAAGAGGUGAGCUACAUCGAUGAGGAGCUCGAGCGUUACACGCGUGAGGUCGGCGCGGGUUUCUGGAAGCCUUUUGCUUCCCUGAAGCAAGGCAAAGUCAUGUACCGAUUCUUCCUCGGCGGCAUGCUGUUCCUAUGGCAGAACGGAUCCGGCAUCAACGCCAUCAACUACUACAGUCCUACCGUGUUCAAGAGCAUCGGCAUCACGGGUACCAACACCGGCUUUUUGACGACUGGAAUUUUCGGUGUGGUCAAGACGGUCGUCACUUUUGUAUGGCUACUGUACAUGAUUGAUCACCUUGGUCGACGCAAAUUGUUGAUGAUCGGUGCCCUUGGCGGCUCGGCAUGCAUGUGGUUCAUCGGAGCCUACAUCAAGAUUGCCAACGUGACCAACGGCGGCAACGGCCAAUUGAGCGGUGGCGGCAUCGCUGCCAUCUUCUUCUUCUACCUAUGGACUGCCUUCUACACACCUUCGUGGAACGGUACGCCAUGGGUUCUGAAUUCAGAGAUGUUCGACCAGAACACGAGAGCACUCGGCCAGGCUUCCGCCGCGGCUAACAACUGGUUUUGGAAUUUCAUCAUCUCUAGGUUCACCCCGCAGAUGUUCUUGACCAUGAAGUAUGGCGUCUAUUUCUUCUUCGCCUCGCUCAUGAUCAUGUCAUGUAUCUUUGUUUACUUCCUCAUCCCCGAGACCAAGUCUAUCCCACUCGAGGCUAUGGAUCGCUUGUUCCAAGUCAAGCCAAUCCAGAAUGCCAACAAGAUUGUCCUGGAAGAAUUGGAGGCCCGCGAUGAAGAGUUCCGCCAUAACGCCGAAGGAGUUGAUUUCAGGAAGGAUAACAAGCAGGACUUUGAGCAGAAGGAAACCGUUUAG